This is a messenger RNA of Plasmodium gaboni, 7977 nucleotides long. Its product is annotated as putative tubulin--tyrosine ligase. The record is from RefSeq and is a predicted model, not a curated record. Gene Ontology annotation, molecular function: tubulin binding; tubulin-glutamic acid ligase activity. The transcript has a single exon. NCBI's taxonomy places the organism in Eukaryota, Apicomplexa, Aconoidasida, Haemosporida, Plasmodiidae. Gene Ontology annotation, cellular component: cilium. Bases 1 to 7977 code for a protein of 2658 amino acids. Gene Ontology annotation, biological process: protein polyglutamylation; microtubule cytoskeleton organization.
AUGAAUCAACAUAAAAAUAGUAAUGCAUCUAAAAUAUUAUAUCCUGCUAUAUAUACAUUAAAUACUAAAAAAUCAUAUGAAGAAUCAAAUACAUUUAAUGUUUUAAAUGCUUCAAUGAAAAAAUAUUUGGACAAAAAUAAAAAUCAUACAAUAAAUGAAAAAGAAGGAAAUGAUAAUAUAUUUCAUUUUAAUGUAGAUAAUAAAUUUUUUAUGAAUUUAGAUAAGCCAAAUAAUCUUAAUAUGAAUAGUGAAAAUUAUUAUGUAGAUAAUAAGUUAAUAAGAUGUAAUAAUAAGAAUGAUAUGAAUGAUAUAAAUGAUAUAAAUCGUAUAAAUAAUAGAAAUGAUAAAUAUAACAUAAAUGAUGAAGUCAAUUUAAAUUAUUUAUCAUGCAAUUCUUUAAUUAAUACGCAUAAUAAUUGUGUGAAUAAAUAUAAUAAUAAUAAUAAUUUUAAUGAGAAAAAGGAUAUUUUAAGAAAUAUAAAGGAACCUUUUUAUUAUUUUUUAAAGGAGAACAAAAUUAAAGAAGAUAAAAAUAUAAUAUCAAAAAGGUAUGUUGUUGAUAGCCUAUCACAUGUUAAUAGUUAUGUGCAUCCUUAUAAUUCUUCAUCAUUUUGUAAUUAUGAUAAUGUAGAGAAUAAGAAAACAAGAGGGAGAUCUUUAAGUUAUAUAAAUAAUAUCGGAAUGUAUGUACAUAACAAUUUUGAAAGUAAGGAGGACAAAAAUGAUACGACUACUGAGUACUUUUUAAAGAAAUCAAAUAUAACGAAUGAUCAUAUGAUCAAUAAUAAUAUUAAUAAAUAUAAUCAUGAUAAUAAUAGACAAUAUUUAUUUCGAAACAAUUUGCAAAAAAUUUUAUAUGCUAAAAAUAUAAGUAAUAGUGAAAAGAAUGAUAAAAAAAAAUAUAGCUCUAUAAUUUAUAUAAAAAAUCAAAAUACUCAGAAAAAUAACAAACAAUAUAACAACUCACCAGUUAUUGAUAUUAAAGAUAUAAAUAUGAAUGAAAGGCAAAAUGAUAUACUAAAAAUUAAUAAAAAGAAUAUAUGUAAAGUUAUGGAUAAUAAUAAUAUGACGAAAAAUAUUAUAUAUAAACAAAACCAAACAAACGAAAUAAAAAAUUGUAAUAUUAAUAGAUUAAUUCAUUUGACACAUAAUAAUGCAAAGUUAAAUAAUCCUUUCAAAAAAGUAGACGAAAAAAAAAAUUAUCAUGAGAAUGAUUAUACGAAUUAUAUAAAUAGUAAUUAUAAUGUGAAAUCUAAAUAUCGUUAUAAUAAUAAUAAUAGGAAAAUUAUUUUUAGUAAUAAUAUAAAAAAUGAUCACAUUGUUAUGAAUAAUAAAUAUUUUGUUGAUGCAACAAAAACUAAAGGGAAUACAUAUUUCGAAAUUAAUAAACUAUAUAGAGAUAACAGUAAGGAAUAUGAAAAUAAAAAGAUUAGAUCUAUUAGAGAGGACAAGACGACUCAUAAAAUGGAAGAACGUUAUUUAUUGAAUAAAAAUAAAAAUAAUUUUUCUAAGAAUAUGAUAAAUAAUUAUAUUGGUUUUUAUUCUAAGAAUGGUAAAAUAUGUACCAAUAAGGAAAAUAGAAAUUUUUUCGAUGGAACAUGUGAUAUGAAAUCUAAAAUUUAUAAGAAGAAUGAAGAUGAAUAUAAUAUUAAAAAAGAUAUUGGAAUAAUUAUUUCUGAUAAUAAUAAUAAUAAUAAUAAUAACAUUUGUGUUGAUAAAAAGUAUACAGAGAAUAGUAAGAGAUAUUAUGUGGGAAAUGAUGAACAUAAUUAUAUGAAAUAUUAUAAUGAUAAUAAUACAAUUAUUACAAAGAAGGAUCAUUAUAUUGUUAGUAAUGUGUUAGAUAAUAAUUCAAAGAAUAACGAAGGUAUAAACCAUGUAAAUAUAAAGACGGGAAUGUUAUCAAAUGAUCAUCAUUAUAAGAAUGAUUUAAAAAAACAAAGUAGCAUUCAAUAUGAUAAAGAGAAUAAUAAAUAUGUAUAUUAUAAAGACGACAAAAGUGUUAUAAAGAACAUUAUGAAUCAAAGUAAUAAAUUGGAUAGUGAAAAUAUAUAUUGUGAUAAUGAAAAUAUAUAUGUUGAUAAUGAAAAAGGAAAUAAAAACAUGCAACCUAUGGAAAAAAAAAUUAAUUUAUCGAAUGAUAUAGAAAAGGAUAUAAAAGAAUAUAUAAAUAAUAUGGAUGUGGAAAAAAACACAACUCAACAAAAUAACUAUAUAAAUUAUACAUCAAUUAAAUCUGAUGAUAUAUGUAUUUCAAAUAAUAAUAUAAAUAAUAAAAAUGUAAGGAAUGUUGAUUCUAUAAUAUUAGAAAAUAAACAAAUUUUCAAUUUAAAUAACAUGAAGGUGGAUCACAAAGUGAAUGAUAUAAUAAGUAUUCAAACGGAGGAAAAUAAUGAUAACAACAACAACAAUGAUAAUAAUAUUAAUAAUAUAAAUAAUAAUUAUUACAAUUAUUAUAAUUAUUAUAAUUAUGGUAAUCGAAUACAUGUCAAGAAUGAUGCAGAAAGAAAUAAAUUACUAUUAGUAAAACAUAAUGAUAAUAUAAAAAAGAAUAUAAAUUAUUUAUAUAACUCCAAAAAAGAAAAUUUUGAAAAUAAUAAAGAAAAAAAUGUUUCUUUAGUUAUUAAAAGUGAUCCUCUUUUUUUGAAAACUGUUAAAAAUGAUGAUAGAAAUAUAGAUUUUAUGAAGAAUAUAAAAAAGAAUGACAUCGAUAAUAAAUGUGUGGACAAAGAUAAUUUAAAUUAUAUAUAUUGUAAUAAAAAGAAAAAGAUAGGAACAUCACCAGUUGUUAUUAAUAAUAUUAGAUAUAAUUGUAACUUUAAGAAUGAUGAAGAGAAGAACGAAAAUAAUGGGGGUCAAACACAUUUUGAUAUAUUUUAUUUAAAUAAAUUAAGCAUGAAUGUUAAAGAAGAAAAAAAGAAAAGGAAAAAAGAAAAACGAAUAAAAACAAAAAAAACAAAAAAAAUGAAACAUACUAUCAAAUUAUUGAAAAAAAAAUAUAAGGAAGAUAAUUUACUAUUAAAUAAAAUUGUAAAAAAAAACAUGUAUGAAAAUCAUAUGGUAGAUGAAAUAUGUGAUAAUAAUAAAGAAAUUGAGAAAGGAGAAGAAAAAAAUAAUUAUCAUAUUGAGAAUAUGAAUGAAAAUAUAAAAUAUGAUGAGUAUAAAAGUAAUGUAUCUAAUAUUGAUAGUCUUGUUAUAAAAACAAUGUCGAAUACAGUAAUAAAAAAAACAUUGUGCGAUAACAAUCAAAAGACGGAUGAUGUUUUUUAUGUAAACCAAAUAAAUAGUCCAAAUGAAGUGUAUGAUAAGAUAGACAAUAAUAUGGAUAAAGAUAAAAAUUAUGGUAAUAAUGAUUUUAUGAGUAAUAAGAAAGAAAUAAUUUUCGAAAUGGACAAAGAAAAAAUAAAUGAUAUUAUAUUACCUGAUAAUAAUAAUAAUAAUAAUAAUAAUAGUAAUAAUAAUGAUGAUGGUGAUUUUUCUAACAGUUAUAAUAUUAAAGAUAUUCAUUGUAUUUAUGAUGAAAAAAAAAAAUUAAAUACAGAAAAUAAUUGGACAGGUAAUAGAACAAAGGAUGAUAAUUUAAAAUGCCAACAUUAUUAUAAUAAUAAAGAAGAAUAUUAUACACAAAUUAAUAAAGAAAAAGUAAAUAAGAAUAAAUAUAUCCAUAAUAAUAUUGAUAAUUCAUUUUUAACAACUAAUAAUAUCCCAAAGGUUAUUUCACUUCCAUGGAAUAAGGAUAAAGUAGUGAAAAUACAUUUAAAGAAUAAAUGUAAAGAAUCAAAUAAAGAAAGAAAAAAGGAUGUUAUAACAAUAAAUACUAAAUUAUCUAGAUAUGAAAGAGUUUUAAUACAUACAUGUAUAUAUAAAUUAAAUUGGAAGAAAUAUAUUGAUAACAUAAAUAAAGGUAUGUUUUAUUGGAUCGGUUAUAAUAUUAACGAUUUUGAUCAUUAUAAUUAUAUGAAAAAGAAAAAAGUUAUUAAUAGAAUACCAUCUAUGUAUAUGUAUACAAAAAAAAAGACAUUAACCUUUUUAUUAUCUCACUUGUCGUUAAUAUUUCCUUCCUUAUUUAAUUUUUAUCCAAAUACAUUUGUGUUACCAGAAAAUAAAAAUAUAAUAAAAUAUAUAUUGAAUAAUAAUAAUAAGGAAUAUUAUAUAAUGAAACCAGAUUGUGGUAGUAUGGGUAUAGGUGUAAAGAUUAUAAACAAAUAUAAUGAUAUCAAUAUUAAUAUAUUGAAUGGAUAUAAUAGUUAUAUAAUUCAAAAAUAUAUUGAUAACCCAUUAUUAAUGUAUAAAAAGAAAUUCGAUUUUAGAAUAUAUAUUUUAUUAUUACCAGGAAAAAAUUAUCCUAAAAUAUAUAUAUCUAAAGUUGGUUUUGCUCGUUUAUGUACAGAAGAAUAUAAAAAAAAGAAACGAUAUAUUUGUAAUACCUAUAUUCAUUUAACUAAUUAUAGUAUAAAUAAAGAUAAUGAUAAAUAUAUAAGGAAAAAGAAUAUACAUGACAAAAAUAAUAAUAAACAAUUAUUAAGUGAUGUUUUUAUUUAUUUAAAAAGAAAUGGAUAUGAUAUAGAUGAUAUAUGGACACAAAUUAAGAAAAUAACUUGUCUAACAUCUUUAGCUAUCUAUUCAUAUAUAAAAGAAAAAAUUAAAUAUAAUUUCCAUAAUAAUUUUUAUUUCUAUCAAUUAAUAGGUUUAGAUAUAUUAUUAGAUAAUAAUGGAAAAGCAUGGUUACUAGAAGUAAAUUCUAAUCCUUCUUUAAGGAUAGAUUAUAUUGAUCCUAAUUAUGCUCAAUUUGAAAUACAACUUGAAAGUAUGUUUGAUAGAUAUGUUAAAGAGCCUGUCAUAAGUGAAAUGUUUUUGAUAGUUUAUGAGAAAAUAUAUAAAAAAUAUAUAAAGAAAAAAAAUAAAAAGUCCAACAAUGUUAAUGUUCAAAAGGGUAAAUUUGAAAAAUCUAGGAAUAAAAAUGAUAUUUCUUAUUAUAAUAAAAAAAACAGGAUAUCAUCAAAGGGGCACUUAAAUAAUAUUACUAAUAAUAAUAUUAUUAAUAAAAAUAUUUGUAACUCUAAUGGUAGUGUUAGCGCUUUAUCAAAUUUUAGGAGUAAUAAAAAAAAUUCAAAAGUAAAGUUAUCUAAAAAAGGAAAACAACAUACAAAUAUAAUUAAUCAUUUUAAUGAAUUUUCACUUUAUUCAGAGGACAGAUAUUUUAUAGAAAAAAAAAAAACAAAAAAUGUUUCAAAUGGAUUUAAAAAUAUGGGUAGUAAAUUAAAUAUAAGAAAUAAUACAGAAUCAAAUAUAUCGAGUAUGUGUAAUGUAUCAAGUAGGAGUAAUAUAUCUAGUGUAACUAAUACAACCAAUAUAUCAUAUAUAUCUAAAAAUCAAAAUAGAGAAGCAAAUAUAUUUAAUUAUACAAAAAAAAAUUAUCCAUCUUCUGAUAGUGAAAAAAGUUCAACAUAUAAUUUAAAUAAAAACAUUUCCCCAAAUAAUUAUUUAAAUAAUAUUAGAAUGAAAAAUAUGCUAAAGAAAAAAAGUAAGGUAAAAAAAAAUUUCUUUCUCAAAAAAGAAUAUAUAAGUAAUGUUGAUACAUGUGUUGAUGAAAAUGAUAUUGGAAGUUUUACCUUGUCAAAUAAUUUAAAUAAGCGUGAACAAAUCAGUAAUGAUUCUUUAAAUGACAAGAAUGAAAUUAAUGCUAUUCAUAACUUAAAAGAAGCUAAUUCGAAUAAAUUAUCUAAUAAAAAUUUAAAUGACAUUAAAUAUGAAGACAAUAUACAAAAUGUGGUUCAUCCUAAUUUGGAUGAUGAUGUUAUAUUUGAUGAUAAUGAAAAAAAAAAAAAAAUUCAUAAAAUUCUUUAUGAUGAUAUUGUUUGUAGUAAAAAGAAUCUUGAUAUUAAUAAAUACAAUGAUAAAAAGAAAUAUAAUAAAGAUUUAAAUUUUGUAAAAAUAAAAAGAAAUGAUAUUAAUGAUGAUUAUUCAUAUGAAUAUAAAGAAAAUAUACAGAAGCAUCAUGAUAUAUUAGAUUGUUUUGAUCAUAAAAGUGAUAUAAUUUAUUCAGGAGAAGAAAAUAUGUUUGAUAAUUCUUCUGAUAUUGAAAAAGGUUCAAGUCAAAUAGAUAAAAAAAUUCUUAAUAUGCCAAGUAAUGAAUAUAAUAAUGAUAUAUAUAAUUAUAAUAAAGAAAAUGAUAUGAAUGAUGAAGAGGAAUUAUUCCAAUCGAAUAUUUUAAAUAAGGAAACAUAUGUCCAAAUAGAUAACCAUGAAGAUAUGCAAUUAGAAAAAUUUUUAACUAAUGACAUUGAAACUUAUAAAUCUCUAUAUAGAAAUAUUAGUGAUAAUAUUUUUAAAAAGAAAAUUGAAAAUUUAAUUAUGAUAAGAAGUAAUUUAUAUAAAUAUAUGAAUUGUUUAAAUGUACUUGGAAUUAGAUAUAUAAAUAAUAAUGAUAUAAAAAAUAUAGAUGAUUUAUAUAAUAAGAAUAUAUCAUUAGAUUUUAAAAGAUCUUAUACUAAAAUAAGGAAGGAUGUAUUACAUCCUUUAAAAAAGGAUGUAUUAGAAAAAAAUAUAUAUAUAAAUUUAAAAAAAGAAACAAAAAAAUAUUAUAGCGAAAUGAAUAUAUAUAACAAUUGUUAUAUAUUAUUUGAUUUUAUUUUAAAUAAAUAUGAUAACAAUUUAAAGAAAAAUAAGAAAAAGUUGGAAUAUUAUAUGGAUAAAAAUACAUUUUUAUGUAUGUGUACAGAUAUAAAAUUAAAUAAUAUAAUUGAUAAUGUCUAUAUACCUAAUAAUAGUACAUACAAUACAUGCUUUGAUAUAAAUAAAGGUUCAAACGAAAAUCAAAUAUUUCAAAUUGUCAAAGAUUUAUUAUAUAAUCAAUAUUUAGAUAGAAAUAAAAAAAAUAAAGUGGAUAAGGAGGACAGAAGUAGUUUUGAAAGUUCUGUGAAUAAAAAUAUGCAAUUAGAGAAUAGUAGUGAUAUAACAAAUGGAAGUAUAUAUGAUCAUAAAUUUUAUGGUGUAAAAAAUAUACAAGAGCCGAAAAAAACAAAGGAGCCAUUUAUUAAUAAUGCACAUAGUGAUAUAUCUUCAAGAAGUGGGAAAAUUGUAAGACCAAAUGAAAAAUGUAAUAGUUCGGAAAAAGUGUCAGAUAUAUUAACCACCCAAAUGAAUAUUCACAAGGAUGAUAAUAUUAAUAAUGAAAAUAUUAAUAAUGAAAAUAUUAAUAAUGAAAAUAUUUAUAAUGACAAUAUUAAUAAUGAUGGUAAUAGUUUUCUUACAAACAAUUAUAUGAAUUCUAACUGUGUUACAUUUUGCCCAUUCACAUUAAUUCCGAAUUGUAACAACGUUGUAAACUUUAAUACCAUUGGAUUAAGUAGCACUAAAUAUAAAAGUAAAAGGAAAAAAAAAAUGAAUAUAUACGAUUUAGAAUAUUUAUUUAAUAGACAAGUAUUUUUCAGUAAAUAUAUAAACAAAAAUCAAGGGUUAACACUUAUUGAUUUUUUUUUAUUAAUGCAGGCAAUAUCUUUAUUAAUAUUCCCAUAUAUUAGUCAUUUAUGUAUAUAUAAUACUAUAUAUCCUUAUAAGAAGGAUUUUUUUGAUAAAUUAAAUAAUCAAGAAAAUAAUAUUUUUUCUAAUAUAUAUAGUGAUGUGGGAAAUAUUAAAAAUGAUAGAAAAAAAAUAAAUAUUUGCAUGUAUAAUAAAAAAAUUCAGGAAGAAAAAAUUAUGAAUGAAUCGAAUUUAACAUCAGAGAAGAUAAAGAAAAAAAAAAAAAAAGGAGAUUUCAUAUGUGAAUAUGAUAUGUCUCUAAAUAAUAAAUUUCAUGUUCAUAAAAAUAUAAUUCAUAACAAAGAUGAUUUUUUAUGGCAUAAAAAUAUUUGUAGUAAUAUUUAUAAUUUAUAUGAAUAUAUUCAAAUGUGUAUUAAUCCGAAUGUAAAAAAUAUAUGUUUGGAGACUUUCUUAAUAUAUAUUUUUAAUAAAUAUGGUUUAUCAUGUAAUUUAUAA